This is a messenger RNA of Lachancea dasiensis, 2499 nucleotides long. The record is from the annotation of a GenBank genome assembly. NCBI's taxonomy places the organism in Eukaryota, Fungi, Ascomycota, Saccharomycetes, Saccharomycetales, Saccharomycetaceae.
AUGGUCAGUCGCGAAGCAGAUAUAUUGAAGAGCUCUGAGAACCUCCAUUUGGCACAGCUCUCGCAUUUGCAACGGCUACUGGAAAAUCGUAAAGUAAAUACCCACUCGAGUUACGACCCUUGGAACAAGCUCGUGGGGCAGACACAAGCUUUAUCAUCUCUGACCGGUAAGCUGGCCCAAAAACAUCGAAUACUGGUUCAGAAAUGGCAGGAAGCUGGUGGUGAUGCUUGUAAGGUUUUAGCCAGUUGGCUUGAUGACCUGGAACUACAUGAGCUGUACAGAGAUUGGCUACAGCGGGUUUUGGCCCUGAUUUUCGGUCGUGACACACUUCUGCAGCAUUUUUCGCCAGCAUCACAGUUCGCACAAGCAGCAAUCCAUGUGCUACAAAGACUAAAGCAGAUGGGUUGCUCAACUAAUCCUCCUAAUAGAACUGUGGCUGACUUGGCGAAUCUGUACACAGACAAGUGGUUGGCUCUGUGGAAUCAAACUGACAGCGAAAGCCUGAGUUUCGACAAUGUUAGAGAUCUACUCUCACAUUCACAUGAGCAGGUCAGCCCUCCGUUAUUGGAUGCGUCAAAAAUUGUGAACAGGGGUUAUUUCAGGCUAACGCUUCUGAAGUUCGGUUACGAAGACAUAUUGGUUGAGUUGUUUCAACUCGCCAGCGGAGAGCUGGCGAUCUUCAAAGUCAACAGCGGGAGGCUGCCGUUUAGUUCACUAGAGCAAAUCUCAGAAUUCUUUCGCACUAGUAAAAGCCCUCCUCUGAGAGUAUUGGGCAGAUCGCUACUUUUCCCAACGCUGCGGAAAGACGAUCUUCGAGCGUUAACAAGCAACCCGUACAGCGUUGAGCUGAGCUCUAAGACUGGCAACAAUAUAGUUCUUUCUUUAACGUCAAUCGAUCGUUUAGGGUGGGAAAACUAUUGGAAACACUAUUGCGACGGGCUAUUCUCGGGAUCUUCGCUAGCUUCUCAUAAGGCCUCCCUCGGAAUCACAAAAUCUGUACACCAGUCACAAAACUUCAAGUUCAAACACGAUAAAUUAGCUGGAUUACGCCCUGAAUGCAAUUCGGGUCUCGGAGUAAGUUUAUUUCCCGGGGCCGCCCAAUCGGAACCUGGCACGGAACGUCGUGUCAGCACUUUACUGCACAAAUCGAAACCAUUGAAGGAAUCCCUUUCCUCCCAUGUGUUGUCCAAAGAGAGCUUAAAGUCCAUAGAAGACCUUGAUUGUGAAUCUUUAAUACGACUAGAUCAAGACAUUAGCAUCAAUGAUGUGAGUCCGGUCUCGAAGCCUGAGUCAUAUUUCCACGAAGGUGAAUAUAAGCGGGUUGACUCUGCAUCUUCGAUAACUCGUAACGAACUGUCUUCUGGUGAAUAUACAGAGGACUGUGAAAGCAUUAUUUCAUCUCAGGACAACGAGGAUUGUGGCGAGAAAACUUUUGAUUUAAGCUCAGAGUUCCACAGGCCACAGUUGACGAAGAAAAAGUCGUCUUCUCUAUUGAGCCUAUUUAGCUCCAAUAGAUCCAAAACAUCAUUGAGAAAUACUAAAAACCUUUCGCUUGAUUUGACUGCAGGCAAUUCUACGUCAAGUUUACUAGCUCUGCCUACCCCUACUUCUCCUACUAUAUUGCCCUUACCGUCUCCUCAUCAAAAUGAAUUUUGUUCCUUACCGGAACACCUCGACACUCAAGAUAGGUUUCAGAUCUGUGACCAUUCGGUGAAAGCAUCAUUCUGGCAUGGUAAUAGCUGGAAAGCGAUGUCGAGCCAAUUUCUAUCAUUCAAGCUUCAUGAAACAGUUGAUGGUAAAGUACUGUGUAUGUUAACGGAUGCUUCAGACCGUCAUUGCCUCAAACUGUGCGCUUUCGUUAGUACGGAUUGGAAAGUUUCAAGGUCUGCGGCUCAAGAUGUUCAGUUGCGUAUUUCAAAUGACAAUAUCAUCGUAACAUCUUUACCAGUCACGUCGUUCGUUGUAAGCUUGAGGUGUCUGCAGAUAGAAAAGCUCAUCAACACGCUCCACCAUUGCAUACGACAGAACUUACCUUCCAAGAUCAAGGCAUCGAGUACAUGUGGUACUUUAUCAACUACCUCAUCCGCUUUCAGCGCCUUCGAUAAGUCGGUUCCUCGGUCAGACACGUCUUCCACCGGGCUUUCUUCAAUUACUCAGGAAAGCUUAGUUCGCGAAAAGGAUAGGACGGUUUCCUUAUUAUUAUUAUCGAACAUUAAAGUUAGGUUACAUCAAAGAGAUGUUAAGAAUGAAUGGGUUGUCAAGAGCAAAGGGCUUCUGGAUGUUUAUUCACAAGAGCUCCGGGGCCGUGUCUUCGCGAUGAAGUUCAACGUCAUUUUGAACCAAUCGGAAUGUGUUGAACUCAAAAGCAAGCUGGAGACAAUCAAAAGAAUCGGCCGGACUGGAGUUGCCGUGGCCCACGAAAGCGAGGACUACUUGAUCGAGUUUAAAAAUCAAAUUGUUGCCAACGAAGUUUUCAAAUUAAUUACAUGCUUAAUGUGA